Messenger RNA from Pediculus humanus corporis (human body louse), 273 nucleotides. RefSeq lists its product as uncharacterized. Lineage: Eukaryota; Metazoa; Arthropoda; Insecta; Psocodea; Pediculidae. Bases 1 to 273 code for a protein of 90 amino acids. The transcript has 3 exons. The record is from RefSeq and is a predicted model, not a curated record.
AUGGCGGAUAAAUCAGAUUUAUCACCGAUUAAAAGAGAAAACGAUAACGAUUUCGGUUUGAUUGAAGUUAAUGAAAAUGACAUACCUGAAAAUUCAGAAGUUUACGUCAUGGAAGAACCCGUUGAAAUACAAGAUAAAGAUGGCGAUGAAAUAUUAGAAACGGCAAAUAAUAUUGUUUUCAGACCAUUGUUCAGAUAUAGAAACAAACAACAAGCGAAUUUAAGAAGAGUUUCUCCAGGUUUGAGAAGAAGAUAUUUCAGUUUAAGCUUUUGA